AUGUCGGCCAUGGUACACCAAAGAUCUUCGAAGAAAACCAACACGGAAGUCCAGCAUGAACGACCGAGAUGCCCAUGCCUAAGGACGGGUGGUACUCCUCACAGGCUCGACAGGCACUUUGGGCACUCAGCUACUGCUAGGCCACUAGCCGACCCCACAAUCACACAUGUAGCCGCCGUCAACCGCAGCACGUCGGCUGCAUCCAUACAAAACGAGCGCACAGCUGACUUCAUAGGCUGCGUGACUUUCCACAUGUCACAAUUUGGCCAACCGCUGCUGGGCCUGACCGAAGCUAUCUACGAAUAA
Molecule: messenger RNA, 306 nt
Organism: Pyricularia grisea
Lineage: Eukaryota; Fungi; Ascomycota; Sordariomycetes; Magnaporthales; Pyriculariaceae
Exons: 2
Coding region: 1-306 (101 amino acids)
Source: RefSeq, a predicted model, not a curated record